GAAAUAGAGAAAGAGGGGAGAGAGAGAGAGAGAGAAAGAGAGACACUCUCACUAUUAAAAAGAAGCAUUAUAAAUAGUAUUAAUUGAUAUAACAUAGCAUCUAUAUCACUACAAAUAGAAUUCGAAUAUAUGGCAUAAUUAGAUAUUAACAGCUCUGAGACACUGUAAAUAGAUGUUAAAAAUAUUGAACAAUUAUAAAUAUACCGAUACGGAUUAUCGUGUUUACACACGAGCAAAACGAGCGAAAAUAAAAAGUGCAUACAAUAUUUAAGCUCGAUACCAAUCUGUGUAUUUUGAAUUAAACAUCUUUCUUUUGAUUUUCAUUGCUUUCAACGUGUAAAAUUUGUAGCGGUAAGAAUGCCGGAUGAAUGAAAAUAGCUGUAGCGUUGUAUCUUUCUUCUUUGAGAUAGUCGACCCCGAAGACACUAGCUGGCACCUGUGGUGGUGCGAAACAGGGGAUGUGCUGCGACAAGCGUUGGACGGGGAUCGGAAGAAGCUGCGCCCUUACCAGCGGGUGCCGCAUUUCCGUAACCACUACGAGCUCACGCGGAAGAAUUACCUGUACCGUAAUCUCAAACGCUACAGGAAGGCUCUCGUAAGGGCUGGAAAAACUGCCGAGGCUCGCGUCAGCGAUGCCAUGCCUGUGACCUUCGAGCUGCCUAGCGACUACCGGAUGUUCGUCGAGGAAUACCACAAGCAACAAGGAGCUACGUGGAUCGUCAAACCAGUGGCGAGAUCGCGAGGCAAGGGUAUCUUUCUGUUUAGAAAGCUGAAGGAUCUCGCGGAGUGGAAAAGCAGAGAGGCUAAGUCGCAGCAAUCGGGAAUCCCUCUCGAGACUUACGUUGUUCAAAAAUACAUAGACAAUCCUUAUCUCGUCGCAGGACGAAAGUUUGAUCUACGCAUUUACGUAUUGGUGACAUCAUUUCAUCCCUUGAAAGUGUGGCUGGCCAGGGAAGGUUUUGCCCGUUUGUGUGGCCAAUUGUUCGAUCUGGAAAACAUUGACGACAACAGAGUGCACUUGACGAAUACAGCAAUACAACUGAAAGCAAGUCAGAAUGCCGGGGGUAUCUCUUCGAUGAAAGGCGAGAACGGGGAAUGGAACUGUAAAUGGGCAUUGAGCAAGCUCAGAGAUUAUUUGAUAGCUUAUUACGAGGUGGAAGUUGUUGAGAAUUUGAUGCAACGCAUAGCGGGUAUAUUCACAAAAUUAUCAAAUUACUGUUACACAUUGCUAACACUUGGUGUGAUAAUGGCGAGCCUACUGGCGGUACAACCAGCCAUGAUGCAGGAUCGCAACUGUUUCGAGCUCUACGGCUACGAUAUACUUCUCAGCGAUGAUCUGCGACCUUGGCUAUUGGAAAUCAACGCAUCCCCAGCGUUAACGGGCACCGACAACGAGGAUCAACGUCUGAAAUCCGAUCUGGUCGACGACGUUCUCAACGUCCUCGACUUUGAGGGUCGCUUCAGCGGACACGAGACCAGAAUUGGAGGGCUGGAUCUGCUCUGGGACGACGGACCAGUUUGGACCAGCUGCCCGUACCCCGGCAUUCGCGCGGACGCAGCUUCCAGUGAUCUCAGGAGGCUCAACAUCUUUCUCGGGGCGAUUAACGAUCGUCAAGAGCAGCUCUCUUUAUUAAGAGACCAGCUGAUUGAGAAACGUAAAGCGGGGCAAAAUUACUCUCCAGUGGUGCAAUAUCGCUUAAAAUAAACGCAAGCAAGCUUUAUGGUGCCAACGUUUAAUUGUAUUUUAAACAUCUAUCGAUCGGCAAAAUUAAUUUCGACAACUCGCUAUCCCAAUUAGCCUCAAGUAUUAGUAGCCGAUAUUUUUCACGCUGUUAAUGCCUGCAACAUUCGCUCGAAACAUCUCUCUCGCACGUUAUGAAAUAUUAUUCGCAAAACUGUGCUGCGCAGAAAGAAUGCAGCUGGUGCACUCUCGCUUUUACAUCACAUAUCUCGUCUUCGUCAUUUUUUUCUUCGUUUCCAGCGUCAAAACUAAAUUUAGCCGACGACUUGUGCGACUUCGUAACCGCAUUAACCAGCCUUUUCUGCCCGAUAUCCAAACGUUGUUUGAAUCAUUUGUUUAUGACAGUGAAACCUAUCUUGAUUACGUUAUCCGGGUUAUCUGACAUCUCUCUUUAUCGCGGAUUACAUGGAAUGUUGGUGUACAGGCAGAAAUAAACAGACCUGCUUUACUAAAACUCAAUGUUUAAAUUGUCAGCGGGUCAAAGGUUCUAAUUAGUUUUCAAUCCAACUUGAAUAAUUUAAAGUUUUCAAUCGUUACACGUUCGAGCAGUAAUUGUAAAUACAAAAUGAAAAUGCAAUUUAACUCAACAAGAGUAUCACUGUUAUGCCAUCGUAAAUUUAUGGAGGAAAGUCCCCCUAUUGCAAGAUAGGCUCCUAAUACGAGAUGGCGGGGUUUCUGCAAAAUUA
Molecule: messenger RNA, 2427 nt
Organism: Vollenhovia emeryi
Lineage: Eukaryota; Metazoa; Arthropoda; Insecta; Hymenoptera; Formicidae
Product: probable tubulin polyglutamylase TTLL9
Exons: 5
Coding region: 365-1705 (446 amino acids)
Biological process (GO): protein polyglutamylation; microtubule cytoskeleton organization
Cellular component (GO): cilium
Molecular function (GO): tubulin binding; metal ion binding; tubulin-glutamic acid ligase activity
Source: RefSeq, a predicted model, not a curated record